Messenger RNA from Sinocyclocheilus anshuiensis, 1184 nucleotides. Its product is annotated as serine/threonine-protein kinase STK11-like. Gene Ontology annotation, cellular component: cytoplasm. Lineage: Eukaryota; Metazoa; Chordata; Actinopteri; Cypriniformes; Cyprinidae. Gene Ontology annotation, molecular function: ATP binding; protein serine/threonine kinase activity. The transcript has 10 exons. The record is from RefSeq and is a predicted model, not a curated record. The coding region runs from base 1 to 1146 and encodes 381 amino acids. Gene Ontology annotation, biological process: protein phosphorylation; intracellular signal transduction.
AUGACUGAGACGACACGCAGACGUCAGCACGUGAAAAAUAAGCGACUGAGGAGCAAAAGAGGAGCAGAAACGCGAGUGUCCGUGUCUCGUCGAGCCGUGCCGGUGAUCGCAGCCUCAGCUCGGGAGAUUCAGCUGCUGAGACGAUUACAGCACAAAAACAUCAUCCAGCUGGUGGAUGUGCUGUACAACGAAGAGAAGCAGAAAAUGUAUAUGGUGAUGGAGUACUGUGUCUGUGGAAUGCAGGAAAUGUUGGACAGCGUUACAGAGAAGAGAUUUCCUGUAUUUCAAGCUCACGGGUACUUUUGCCAGCUUCUGGAUGGUCUUGAAUACUUGCACAGCCAGGGAAUUGUACACAAAGAUAUUAAACCAGGGAAUUUGCUGCUCACUACAGACGGGGCGCUGAAGAUCUCAGACUUGGGUGUAGCGGAGGCGCUCCACCCGUUUGCGGAGGACGACACGUGUCGGACGAGUCAGGGGUCGCCAGCGUUCCAGCCUCCAGAGAUCGCCAACGGCCUGGACACGUUUUCAGGGUUCAAGGUGGACAUCUGGUCUGCUGGAGUCACACUAUACAACAUAACCACGAGCCUGUACCCGUUUGAAGGGGACAACAUCUAUAAGCUAUUCGAGAACAUUGGGAAGGGCGACUACACUGUUCCUGAGGAGUGCGGCCCGCUGCUUUCAGACCUGCUGAGAGAUGAUGUCAUCACGAUCGGUCUCUCGGGUCAUUUCCUCUUCCUGUUUAGCUGGGUGCGUAAGAAACACCCGCCCUCGGAGCCUCCCGUGCCCAUCCCGCCCAGCGCAGAGACGCGCGACCCCUGGCGCAGCAUGACGGUGGUGCCGUACCUGGAGGAUCUCCACGGUUACGCUGAGGAGGAGGAUGACGAGCUGUUCAACAGAGAGGAUGACAUCAUAUACACUCAGGACUUCACUGUACCAGGGCAGGUUCUGGAGGAUGAGGAGGAUGAGGAAGAGCAUGCUCCGGAGCGCACCUGUGCUGUGGCCAAACCGGUGUGUGUGAACGGGACGGAGUCGGCUGCACUCAAGCCCAAAUCCGAGCGGCGCUCCAGCUCUUCCUCCAAUCCCUCCAGGAAGGGCAUCUCCGCCGCCAGCAAGAUCCGCAAGCUUUCCACCUGCAAGCAGCAAUGACCCGGUGCUGCGCUGCACACCGGCGCUCCUCUGUACAG